GUCUGCAGCUGGAUAUAUCUCGAGCCAGGAGGCCAGUCACGUGGCGUCGCGCUCUGUAGUCGCCACGCCCCGCGUACGUGCGCGCUCACGCUCAACGCGUGGUUCUUUCACACCGCCGUAAGCAGCGAAGCCCAGCCCGAGUUUUUAAAGGUUCCCGGCGUUUCUUUUACAUGUUUUAAUUGAACUCAACCACUCUGCGUCUUAGACUGAAGCCCUUUGGUCUAGGGGUGGAGUGGCGGCAGCAGCAGAUCUUUUGGCAGCACAUUGCGGUGGAUUUGAGGUGUUUGUGAGGAGAAAUGGCCACUGAGGUGGAGACUCUCCUACCGAGCAACGCGCUGCUGGAGCAGGAGGAGCAGAAGGACGGAGGCUUCCCGGUGAAGGAGCAAAGCCUCAAACGCGCGAAAGAGGAGAGCAGCAGCCCGGAGUGUGAAGAAGACGCCUCUCGGAAGGAGUUCACAGAAGCUCCGCCGCCCAAGGUGAACCCGUGGACGAAGAAGAUGAGCGGGGUGAACGGACAAACACCGCACGAGCAUUCUGGGCCCACAAAGGUUGUGAAGGCAGGAAACGCGAGAAUGAGACGCGGCGGGAAGGUGGGGGAUUUUGGAGAUACGAACAACUGGCCGACACCUGGAGAGAUCGCGACGAAGGAAGUUCAGGUGGUGAAGAAGUCAGCGGUCAAACGAGAGACCAAAGGAAAGAGGGAAAACGAAGAAAGUAAAGAAAACCUGAACGCCAAAUCGGACGACUCUGGAGAAGAGAAAAACACUGACGAGGAGUCGCAGAGAAAUGGACAGAAAAAGCGAGGAAACAAGCACAAGUGGGUUCCUCUGAGGAUCGAGGUGAAGGCUGAGGGUCCUCGCGAGCGUUCGGCCUCCAGGAAUAACACGCGUCAGUUUGAUGCUCAUCGAGUUCCUCCGAACGGCCGCAACGACCUGAGAGACUGGCACAGUGGGAAGUACGAUCAGGAGUUCAAGGAUGACCAUGAUGAGGUGUCGAGCGUGAAGAGCGAGGGAGCGCCGUACAGAUACACUGCCAGGGGCCGCGGCCGGGGUCGGGGCCGGGGACGAGGACGCGGCAGAGGAGCCGGCAGAGGUCAUUAUGACUACUAUGGCUAUAAAGGCAGUGACGGGAAGGAUGGUGCUCACGGUCAGAAGUUCAACAGCACGGUGACCUACUAUUACGACAACAUGAGCAGUGCUGAGCUGUACGCUGUGGACCAGGACCUGCUGAAGGACUACAUCAAGAGACAGAUUGAAUACUACUUCAGCAUGGACAACCUGGAGAGGGAUUUCUUCCUGCGCAGGAAGAUGGAUCAGGAGGGCUUCCUGCCGAUCGCUCUGAUCGCGAGCUUCCACCGAGUGCAGGCGCUCACCACAGACUUCCGCCUCAUCAUAGAGGCCCUGAAGGACAGUAAGGUGGUGGAGAUCACCGAUAUGAAGAUUCGCUGCAAGGAGGAGCCUGAGAAAUGGCCGCUGCCCGGCCUCGCUUUGCUGGACCAUUCGCACACAGACUUCUCUCAGCUCAUCGACUGCCCAGAGUUUGUUCCCAGGAACGUUGUGGAGAAGCAGACAGGGUCUCCGAGGGCCUCCGCGCUGGUGCAGUCCAAGACUGAUGAGGUGAGUAACCUGAAGCUGAUGCCGAAGGGCCUGUCUGCCAGCCUGCCCGAUCUGGACUCGGAGUCAUGGAUCGAAGUGAAGAAGAGGCCUCGGCCGUCACCGGCGAGACCCAAGAAAGCGGAGGAGGCGUGGACGCUGGUUCAGACCGGGCCGAGCGCAGGCGAGGACCAGGACGAGCCGGAGGAGCUGGACUUCAUGUUCGACGAGGAGAUGGAGCAGAUAGACGGCCGACGCAACACUUUCACCGACUGGUCAGAUGAGGAUUCGGACUGUGAAAUCAACGAUCAAGACGUCAACAAGAUUCUGAUCGUCACGCAGACGCCGCCGUACCUGCGCAAGCAUCCCGGAGGAGACCGGACGGGGAACCACACCUCGCGCUCCAAACUGACCAGCGAACUGGGCAAAGUCAUUAACGACGGACUUUAUUACUACGAACAAGACCUCUGGGACGACACGUACGAGCCCGAGUAUGCCACUAUCAAGCAAGAAGUGGAGAACUUCAAGAAGGUGCACCUGAUCAGCCGAGAGCAGUUCGACUGUCUGACCCCUGAACCUCCCGUCGACCCCAAUCAGGAGGUUCCUCCCGGACCCCCGCGGCCCCAGCAGAUCCCCACAGAAGCCUUGGCCAACAAGCUGUUCGGAGCGCCUGAGCCGUCGGCUAUCGCCCGCUCUCUUCCUACUACAGUGCCUGACUCUCCCAGCUACCGCACGCCUCGCACGCCCCGCACGCCGCGGCUCAAGGACCCCACGCAGACGCCACGCUUCUACCCCGUGGUGAAGGAGGGACGGCCGCUGGAUGCUAAAACGCCUCUCAAGCGGAAGACGCGGCACAGCUCCAAUCCGCCCAUGGAGUGUCACGUGGGCUGGGUGAUGGACUCCAGAGAGCACCGCUCACGCACCGCCUCCGUCAGCUCGAAUGCGAGUCCGUCUGAAGGCACCGCAGCGAUGGGUAAUUACGGCUGCACUCCUCAGUCUCUCCCCAAGUUCCAGCAUCCGUCACACGAGUUACUGAAGGAGAACGGAUUCACGCAGCACGUUUAUCACAAGUACCGGCGGCGCUGCCUCAACGAGCGCAAGCGGCUCGGCAUCGGCCAGUCUCAGGAGAUGAACACGCUCUUCCGCUUCUGGUCCUUCUUCUUGAGAGAUCACUUCAACAGAAAGAUGUACGAGGAAUUCAGACAGCUGGUGGUGGAGGACGGGAAGGAAGGCUACAGGUACGGUCUGGAGUGUCUCUUCAGGUUUUACAGCUAUGGACUAGAGAGGAAGUUCAGACCGGACAUAUUUAAAGACUUUCAAGAGGAGACCAUUAAAGACUAUGAAGCAGGCCAGCUGUAUGGACUCGAGAAGUUUUGGGCCUUUCUGAAAUACUCUAAAACAAAGAACAUGGAGAUUGACCCCAAGCUGCAGGAGCAUUUAAGCAAGUUCAAGCGUCUGGAGGACUUCAGGGUGGAUCCACCCAUGGAGGACGGCGGGCGUAAGAGACACCCUUCCAGCGGCGAUGGCCGUCGCCGUCAUCCUUCCCAGCAGUCUAGCCGAACCCAGACACAGGGCGCUUCAGGCUCCGCCCCUUCUGCUGGAGCUCCUCCCACCAGAGAUGAUGCCAAACCCCCGAGCCAACGAGCAGCUGCGCAGGACGCCAAGCCGCCCAAAUGAGCGCCUGACCCGUCCAUCAGGGGUCAGACUGACCGCACAAGCAUGACACAACAGCUCACGAUCGUCAAAUCAAGGCUCUUCCACCUCCUCCUCCUUGUUCACAGCAUCUGUGCGUCACAAACGGACAGCAGAGGGCAUGAGAAAUUCUUCCAUUCUUUGUUUUAUUAAAGACUUUGAAGUUUUAUUCCUCUUGUAUCUCUGGGGUACAAAAAGGCUUUUGUUGAAUCUUUCUGCUUUAUAUCCUCACUGUUUUAUUUGGCUGAACGACGCCUGAUCUUGUUCUUUUUUCUUGUAGAGCGUAAGGAUUGUGUUGCUCUUGACUAGAGUAGGUACUCAGAAAAUCAUGCGGAUGCUAUAGAUCUGCAGUUGUUUGAGCGAGAUGAUUGUAUGUUACCCGGGGUUGCACCGUAAGCUUGGGCUUCACUGUGAUGCUUGCCAGAUCCUCUCGUAUUCUUCUGCGCGUCACAGUCUGUUACAGAAGACUCUUUUAGCUUCAGCCACCUGCGGUCAGUUCACAGACCAGUCAAUCCUCAGCUCAUCGGGAAACAUCGGAGACACCCGGCGCCGCUAACCUGUCCCUCGUUCACCGGCAGAUUUCCCAGAUCUAGUGCGAGUGUGUCCCGGCCGAAUGGGAAUCAUUACCAGAGUGUUAAUCCUAGUGUACAUAUGAAUUCAAGAAAUGAAGAGACAUUACACCACCUGGCUGUACGUGUCAUUUAUUGUUCAUAGAGAUAUAUUUGCCUUACGUGUGCAUCUUUUUUUAUGCCCAUCCGAGUUUCUGCGCUAUUAUUUCGGGGAUGUUUUAGUAUCACCUCUUGAUUUUCUUCAUGCAAAAACAGCAGCACGGUCUGACUAAAGGGAAACUGACCUCAGGGUAUCAACUGGAAUCAUGUGAAGAAACACCUUCUGAGGAUUAAUAAGUGAUGCAUCUGAAAACUUUGCUGACUGCAUUUGGAUCAUAAGCAAUAUUCCAGUCGCUGACCUAAUUUAAGGAGUUGGUUUGCUCAGAUGUUUUGGUUUCAAUCCAUCUCUCUCUGGUAAUAUUCGGAUUUAAAUUUUAUUUCGACACAUUUAGCAGUUCCCUUCUCCUGCUUUCCCUCAGGAGGCUUCUUCAUUCAGAGUAGCUGUGGUCAAAUCCUGAUGAGGAAAAUCUUGUGAUCGCUGAUGUAAUUAAAAACCUUUUAUUCAACUAAACGCUGUGGAAAAGCCUCUCGUCCGUAUGAAUUCAUGCUGGUGCGUCUUCAGAGGUCGGGGAGCAGACAAAAUCAUUCAUCAAGCCAUAGAAAUAACUGUCUGCGUUUAUUGAAACAAUACUUUAUUACCCUGACGCACAUAUAUAUUCGGCUUAUUGAGAGAAGAACAAUGCGAUUUGUAAAAUACUUGAAAUCUUGUAUCAUAACACUUGAUCUGAAUUAUAGGCAGAUGUGAUUGCUUUUAGUGUGAUUUGUAAUUUGUAGUAUUUUCUCUUUAAUAAUGGAAAAAAAAAAA
Sinocyclocheilus rhinocerous is the source of this 4757-nucleotide messenger RNA. Its product is annotated as la-related protein 1-like. NCBI's taxonomy places the organism in Eukaryota, Metazoa, Chordata, Actinopteri, Cypriniformes, Cyprinidae. Gene Ontology annotation, biological process: mRNA stabilization; positive regulation of translation. Gene Ontology annotation, molecular function: RNA cap binding. The record is from RefSeq and is a predicted model, not a curated record. Gene Ontology annotation, cellular component: cytoplasmic stress granule; cytosol. The coding region runs from base 297 to 3269 and encodes 990 amino acids. The transcript has 19 exons.